This is a messenger RNA of Eremomyces bilateralis CBS 781.70, 2145 nucleotides long. RefSeq names its product Mob1/phocein. Bases 183 to 1871 code for a protein of 562 amino acids. The record is from RefSeq and is a predicted model, not a curated record. Gene Ontology annotation, cellular component: cytoplasm. The transcript is spliced from 2 exons. Lineage: Eukaryota; Fungi; Ascomycota; Dothideomycetes; Eremomycetales; Eremomycetaceae.
AGCUGCUCAAAAGUCCAUAGGAACAAAGAGUAUUACAUCGUAUUGGUUCCCAGAGCUUGAACUCCGGCGCUUGACGCAUACGUUGGCGAAUUGCCGCUGUAGAAGCAUUGACUUCCCCCUGUGUCCGCUCCGCUCUGUUGUGUUACGUCCGCUAGACCUUGACCUUCGACCGCACCGCGACCAUGGCCGCAGCGCAACCACUUUCACCAUCCAGCUCCCCUCGUCUCCCUAGCCCCCCUCCCAUGGCCGAAGAUCAACUAGGUCCAAAGUCACCGACGUCAGGAUUACCUGAAACGCACGGCGGUAUGGGCGAGUUGCAGAACUUCGACAAAGCGGCAUCGCGGCGCGUCCGGCCGGGCACCAAAGCAUCCGAUAUGGCGGAAGGUCCGCCGGUGGUGGAACUGACAGAUAUUGACUCGGCAUUCCAGCUCACCGAGCAUUUGAAGGCCCUCUACUACUCCCUCACGCAUCCUGAAGGCGGCGAUACUACCAUCGCCAUUGAUAAGGCUACCGCCAGGCGAUUAGCAGAGCCGCCGGAGGGUGUCGACCGGUAUAUCUGGCUGUACGAGCUAUGCCGGUUCCUAUGCCAGAAAGUCAACCUGAUCCUCACCGCCCUGUUCGCGGACGAACCCCCCUGCUCAUCUCAAACAUGCCCUGAAAUGCGUGCCUCCGAAUGGCAGUAUCUUUGCGCGGUCCACGAUCCGCCGAAGCCGUGCUGUGCCAUCGACUAUUGCUGCCAUACCCUCGAUUGGGCCGCGAACGUCUUGACCUCCCCGAAGAACUUCCCCAGCCGCCUCGCGCUCGGGACGGAGUCGAACCCGGGGAACCAGCAACGCCAGCUGACGAACGUGUUCCGCCGCGUAUAUCGGAUAUUCGCGCACGCCUGGUUCCAACAUCGGGACAUGUUCUGGAAGGUGGAGGGCAAGACGGGCCUGUACAUCCUGUUCAAGACCGUGUGCGAUCAUUACGGACUGAUUCAGGAGGAGAACUACACCGUUCCUCCGGAAGCGGAGGGGAUGGAGAUGAUCACCCCGGUGGCUUCACGGACCGUCGCGCCGACCUUGUUGCGAAGAGAAUCGACGGAACGUCCGCCUCCUGAACCAUCGACCGAGAAGAACGAAUCGCUUUCGGUGAAUGGGGGCGUCAACACGACGAAGCGCCACCACCGUGCGUCUCCGUCAUCGGGCAACGUCGUUGUGUCCACGAUUGAGGAGACGGAAGAAGAGGAGGAACCCGCUUCAUCCGAAGGUCUCGAGCAACCACAGCCGCAGUCCGCCGCGUCUUCGGUCUCGCUUCUUGAUGCGACCCUUGAAUCAGCGGUCCUGACACCUCCAUCAUCGGAUGAAGAUCCAUUCCAAUCAGAUGGUGUGUCGGAGAAACAGAGUGCAGAGGAAACUUCAAAGCCGGAAGAGAAUCCCGAAGGGAAUCCGGAAGAGAAGCCCGAAGAGAAGCCCGAAGAGAAGCCCGAAGAGAAGUCCGAAGAGAAGCCCGAAGAGAAGCCCGAAGAGAAGCCCGAAGAGAAGCCCGAAGAGAAGCCCGAAGAGAAGCUUGAAGAGCAGCCUGAAGAGCAGCCCGAGUUGACAGUUGAGGAAGAGAAACGGGAGGAGAAGCAGGUGGACGAAGCACAGGAACAGUCCUUCGAGGAAACAGAAGCAAUCGAACAUGGUGAGCUCAUUGUCACCGUUUCUCCGGACCCAGCAGAAUCUUCCGAGCGGACGACCGAGCUAGCGAAGGAAGACAAGCAGGCGGAGAAGAAGGAGGAGGAGAAGGCGGUGAAAGAGCCCUCCGAAGCAAAGGCAGAGGACAAGAAGGACCUAGACAAGGACCCUGAUUCCGAUACAAAGCCCGACGAGAAGCCCGACGCUUCCUAAGAAUUCAUUGUGGCCGGCCUGCCCGGCGUUGAGAUACCCUUUGCUGGUUAUGAAGAAAAGACACCAUGUGCCCAUAGCGCUCUGGUUUGAUUUUAAUCGGUUAUAUUCUGCCUUUGCUAAUUGUUUGUGCGCUGUCCCCGUGCGACGCUCCUCAUAUAUCAUUCGAGCCCCGGGCGACGCUCCUCAGCUUUCGCUCCCCCCUUCCCCCCAGCGCACGAAACCCCUAUAUCCCCGAUAUAGCCGAAAUCCCCCCGAUGCUUUUCCUCAAGCGCUC